CUAUUUUUUCAACUUCUCUGCAAAAUUAUUUUUCCAUCUUCUUUUGGGACUUCUCCAUUUUCAACCCGAUUCGUCGCUGAUCCGGAGGAGCUCUCACAUCGAUCACCGAAGCCAUCUUUUCAGAUCAACUCGCCACGGGAGGCCAAGAAAGAAAAGGGGUUUAAUCUAAAUGGCAGCUAUUUACAGCCUUUACAUCAUCAAUAAAUCAGGAGGGCUUAUUUUCUACAAGGAUUAUGGUUCUGCUGGAAGAAUGGACACAAAUGAUAGUUUGAGAUUGGCUAGUCUUUGGCAUUCUAUGCACGCUAUCUCUCAGCAGUUGUCCCCAGUUAAUGGUUGCGCCGGGAUCGAACUCCUUCAAGCUGAUAACUUUGACCUCCAUUGCUUCCAAUCUCUUACUGGAACAAAAUUUUUUGUGGUCUGUGAACCUGGAAGUCCGCAUAUGGAAUCUCUGUUGAAGUAUAUCUACGAAUUAUACACUGAUUACGUCUUGAAGAAUCCUUUCUAUGAAAUGGAAAUGCCAAUACGGUGUGAGCUCUUUGACAUAAAUUUGUCACAGGCAGUUCAGAAAGAUCGUGUUGCCUUACUGGGGAGAUGAGCUUCUCAAACUCAUAUGCCGCAAAUUGUUGGUUGGUCUAUACUCUGGUAAAUUCUGCUGGAACAGGUUGCAUUAGGACAUAUGCAAUGUGUGUUUCUUUGUUGUUUCGGGAUAAUGGCCUUCUAAUUUGUUAUGCAAGGUUGUCAUUGCUGAUGCUCUUUAGUGUCAUUGAAUUACACGCUCUGCCUGAUCUCUCAAGAAAUGGUAAUGGGGCAGAUAUGGCAAGCAGCAGGUGUUGCCUUAAAAAUUCAAGACAUUGACCAUAUUAACAUUAAACGACUAUCUCCAUAGAAAAGCACUGAUCAUUUUUCAAGGGGGAAAAUCAACUGAUAAUUCAUUAAAACUUUUCAAGGUGUUAGCUUCUCUGUUUCUUAGUAGUUCUCAUUCAGCCAUCUAUGUCUUCAUGUUAGUGCUGGCCGAACCUCAGGUAAACUGGAAGAUUAGAAGAAUUCCAAAGUAAAUGCAGGCGCCUUCCUAACAUUUGAAUGUCUUGGGAUUGGAUUUGGGUGCCAUUAUAGAGAAAUUUGAGGAGAAAAUCAUCCAUUAUAAGGGACUUGAGAAGACAGGUAAGGCAAAUCACUGAAUACUUUCCAGCUCUGGUGCAGGUUCACCACUUUUGACCAAAUGCCUGAACUAUUUUAUCUGCUCUUAUGGUUCUCGCAUGAACACCGAAUGUGAUUAACUUUUUUUUUUGAAACCUUCAAUCCUUCCCCCAUUGUUAUCAAUAUCAAGAGGCGUUAUUUCAGCUUGUA
This is a messenger RNA of Nicotiana attenuata, 1347 nucleotides long. Its product is annotated as trafficking protein particle complex subunit 4. Lineage: Eukaryota; Viridiplantae; Streptophyta; Magnoliopsida; Solanales; Solanaceae. The record is from RefSeq and is a predicted model, not a curated record. Gene Ontology annotation, cellular component: TRAPP complex. The transcript has 4 exons. Gene Ontology annotation, biological process: endoplasmic reticulum to Golgi vesicle-mediated transport. The coding region runs from base 170 to 595 and encodes 141 amino acids.